Molecule: messenger RNA, 705 nt
Organism: Lactuca sativa (garden lettuce)
Lineage: Eukaryota; Viridiplantae; Streptophyta; Magnoliopsida; Asterales; Asteraceae
Source: RefSeq, a predicted model, not a curated record
AUGGGGUAUGUUAAUACAAUUGAUAAUAUCUCGUCAUUGACAUGGACACAAGCUCUCCUGGUGGAAAGGAUGUUGGUUUGGAGCGAGAGUGAGGAUAAAACCUUUCUUGAUGCAUGUAUCCAUGAACUAACCACCCAUGGUCGUGAGGGUUUUGGGCUUAAGGCAAGUUCAUGGAAGACAAUACGCGAAAAAUUGAUAAACGAACAUGGUAAAGAGGUUGAUCAGAAGCAAAUGAGAAACCACUUUGACUACUACAAAUCAAAAUAUGUUGUUUGGGUGAAACUGAAAAACAAAACCGGCAACAUAUAUGAUCCUAUAAAAAAUAAAUUUAAUCUGACCGAUGAACAAUGGAAGGAAGAGGGAAAGUUGAACAAGUUCGUGAUGUCAUUAAAAACUAGACCUUUGAUGUUCCCUGAUCUUUGCACCCAACUAUUUGUAGGCUCGACCUCAACCGGCUUUCAAAUUUGGGGGCCAUCUUCUACAGUCCCUCGUCCUGUAGAAGAGUUUGGUGCCCAUGAUUUUGAUGAUGAUGUUCUAAUGGAAACCUCAACACAACACGUAGGUGCAAGUGAAGAAUCUUCGGGGCAUUCAAAAAAUAAGGAAGUUGGUGGAAACAAAAGAGUUGGUGAAAAAAAUAGAUGUAAGGGCAUUAGAAGUCGAGGAUGGGAUUAUCAAGCUUGCAAGGUCGUUAGUGGAAAAAAAUGA